AUGUGGAGGAUCAUAUUUCGCACUCUUAUUCUGAUUGAGCUCGCCACAGUAGACAGUCUGCUGGGCGCACUGGGCUCUGAUAGGUACAGCGAUGCCCAAGAUGGGAGCAGUGGCCUCGUUGCACUGGUUGAGGAGAUUUUGAAAGUCACCAUCAUUAAAAUUGAGUCCGGAAGUGGUCAAUCUGUUAGCGAUCCCGAGCUCGCAGCAGUAGACACUACCACAGGUGCUGGCACAGGUGUUGUCCUGAUCAUCCUGGAUUGUGGGAGCGGCAACGACGACAUCGAAGAAAGCGAGGAUGACGGCCUUGGCAAACAAUUUGAAUUUUCAUCGAGACUUUCCCCUUCAAUCGAGAUAAUCGGCUCUAUGUUUUACCACAUGAAUGUGAAGCAUGCUGGGAUUGUUAUAGACAAGCUAAUUGACUGGAAUUAUGGACUGUUGCUCUCCACGUGA
Messenger RNA from Penicillium maclennaniae, 450 nucleotides. RefSeq lists its product as uncharacterized. The transcript is spliced from 2 exons. The record is from RefSeq and is a predicted model, not a curated record. Lineage: Eukaryota; Fungi; Ascomycota; Eurotiomycetes; Eurotiales; Aspergillaceae. Bases 1 to 450 code for a protein of 149 amino acids.